Messenger RNA from Pelmatolapia mariae (spotted tilapia), 1767 nucleotides. It is a transcript of the gene mpv17l2, whose product is annotated as MPV17 mitochondrial inner membrane protein like 2. NCBI's taxonomy places the organism in Eukaryota, Metazoa, Chordata, Actinopteri, Cichliformes, Cichlidae. Gene Ontology annotation, biological process: cellular response to reactive oxygen species; mitochondrial ribosome assembly. The record is from RefSeq and is a predicted model, not a curated record. The transcript is spliced from 6 exons. Gene Ontology annotation, cellular component: membrane; cytoplasm; mitochondrion. Bases 50 to 796 code for a protein of 248 amino acids.
AUCGCCCUUCACGGCUGGUGGAUUAGUGUGUUUGACUGUGGGUUUAUUAAUGUUGUGUUGUUCAGUCAGGGAAACGCAUUAUCUGCGCGGAAACGCACACACCGGCUCAGAUGACGGUACUUUCUCCUGUCUGAACAUCAUGCUUCCCCGUGCGGGUAAAGACUUUCUGGUCCGCAUACGGUUCUCCUGGAGGCCGUUCUUCCAGGGCCGCUAUCUGCUGGUCACCAAUAUCAUGAGUGGAGGGGUGAUGCUGUCUCUGGGAGACAUCCUGCAGCAGACUCGGGAGAAACACAGGGAUCCUGGCAAAAUCAGAGACUGGAGCCGAACAGCUCGCAUGUUUGCCGUGGGCUGCUCCAUGGGUCCACUCCUGCACUACUGGUACAUCUGGCUGGACAGAGUGUACGCGGGCAAAGCUCUCAAAACCCUGGUCAAGAAGGUUGUGGUGGACCAGCUGGUUGCUUCCCCGACUCUGGGCGUGUGGUAUUUUUUAGGUAUGGAUCUCAUGGAGGGGCGCAGUUUAUCCGAAGGAUGGGCGGAGUUUAGAGGCAAGUUCUGGGAAUUUUACAAGGCAGACUGCUGUGUUUGGCCCGCUGCUCAGAUGAUCAACUUCUACUUUCUCUCGCCCAAGUUCCGCGUCGUGUACAUCAACUUUGUCACCUUAGGGUGGGACACCUACCUCUCUUACCUCAAACACAGAAAAGACGACCCCCAUGCUGAGCUGGCAUCAGACAGCAACAGUGCGGAUGUACAGAAGGAAAUGCUGCCACAGUCCGAACCGUUGGAGGAGAAGGCUUAAAGAAGCUCAGUAGAGAUGAUACGUGUUGCUGUUUUUAUGCAUUUAUACUCUUCCUCCCUUUGGAACUGCUGCAGGACUGUUGUGUGCAUGCAACAGUGUGUGUUCCUGUGUUGGUCACUCAGAUUUAAACUGAUGCGUCUCUGGGAAGUUUGAAGUUAAAGUGCUGGUACACGUCUUCUUAACUCCCAAAGAGUUUAAAUGUGUCUGUUUAUGUGUGAAUGAUGUGCGCAUGGAUGAAAAGCUGUUUCACUGCCCUCAGGUACAGCACUUACUGUCAGAGUGAAUUGAGCGGCUGUUAAGGGGAAGGUUUAAAAACUCCCAAAAGUCAUUGGACCCAAAUUUUACAUCUAACUCUAGUAAUGCUUUUACUUUAUUUUUUAAAAAUGCUUUAUUUAAAAAAAAAAAAAAUCAUUUUUGAUGUGAGAGAGCUCUACUAAAUAACUGCUUCAACAAUAAACCAUGUCUUUGUACAUUGCCUUAAUAUAUCAUCCAGUGCUGCGCUUGUUUUAAUGUCAAUCGCUCCAUUUAACUUGUCCCUCUGAGGUCAAAUGAAGCAUGAUUAUGGAUGUAUCUUUAUUUGUCAUAUCACAUAGAAUAACUGUUGAAAAGAAGUCAUUUUUAACUGUGCAGUAGUUUUUCACUAGUUACUGUAAAAUUGACUGUAUAUUUCUACCAGUUUAAUUUAUUGAUGAUUUUGUUUAGCUUUGGCAGGUCCAGUGAUGAUUUAGUUUAUGUGAUGAUGGGGGGAGAAAAACCAGUAUAAAUGGUGUCAGCAUAAACACUGUGAGGGUGGGGAGUGACACCAUCUUCGGUGCUGCUGCUGUGUUCGUAUAAUGUAUUUAUUAUAUGAAGUAUUUUCCCAGAGUUCUCCACAUAAAAUGUAUCAUUGGUGUACUACCUGUGUAAAAUAACUGAGAAGCCAUGUAUCAGAGGUCUGCUAAGAUUUCUGAAUGCUGAAGAAUUUAUUUUCA